GAAAAAGGGAGUCAAAUGGACAAGGGUUUGUGUCAAGCUGUUUUGGGCAAACCUGACAAUGGGCGGCCAAAAGAACAUCUUGUAAGGAAUAGGGCGAAAGCCAUUCUGAGCAAGCUGCUCUCGGGCGUUGGUGCCCACUGCGCCUCACGACUCUGCAGGGUUGCAAUGGCUCCCAGGCACCAGAGAGGCCCGCAGCUUCCUUUUCGACUUGAAAGAGAAAUCGAGGACAGGGCUGCCGCCAGUUCAGCACCCGAGAGGCUGGGAAGAACUCACGUCCAGCGCAGGAAGUUCGCGAGGAAGGCCGCCAGGAGGGACAAGAAGCGGAUCAGAGGGGGUUGGCUACCUCAGACUGUUCCGCCUGUUGAACAAAACUCCAAACGCGAGGCCUCCAAGAAGAGAAUAGGCACAACAGCCAAGCCCAAGGCUGCGCUGAAACAGUCCUCCAAGAAGAAUAAGGGCAGGGUUGCCAAGCUCAAUGCCACAGUGAAACAGAAGAGCAAAUUUCUUGAGCUAACCACCAGCACCAAGAAGAAGCUUCUGGAUGACAUUGAGGCAGAAAACCAAUACCAAAAGAAGCUUGCCAAGAGACUUGGCGCAGAUGCAAAAGAGAGGGUUGAUUCUCGUCUGUUAUCCAUGAUAACAGAACGAAGAUAA
Molecule: messenger RNA, 654 nt
Organism: Ostreobium quekettii
Lineage: Eukaryota; Viridiplantae; Chlorophyta; Ulvophyceae; Bryopsidales; Ostreobiaceae
Source: the annotation of a GenBank genome assembly